AUGACGCCCUCAAUCGACAGCGACGAGACUCAGAUACAACCUACUGAAAAUGCCCCGAUAUCAUGCCUAUGCAGCCCGCCUCCCAACGGUGGGGUUGGGAGGAACCUCAUAGUGUCCAUUGAUGGUACCGCAAAUCAGUUUGGCAUGAAGAAUACCAACAUCGUCGAGCUCUACAGUCGACUAGUAAGGGAUGAGACGCAACUCACAUACUACAACAGCGGCAUUGGUACCUAUGUGGUUGAUUCUAAAUCGUGGCUGUCCUUAAAAGCCUGGAAUCAGUCCAUUUCUCAUAACUGGGACAAAGCCUUUGCCACCAACUUCAAAUCAAAAGUCCUCGACGCAUACGAAUGGCUAUCUGAGAACUACAGGCCGGGAGAUAAAAUCUUUUUAUUUGGUUUCUCUCGUGGCGCCUACCAAGUCCGAGUUAUUGCAGGUAUGAUCGAGAAGGUGGGGCUUAUUCAUAAAGGCAACAAGCAGCAAAUUCCAUUUGCUUAUGACCUUUACACCGCAACUCUGUCCAAACGUAAACGCCAAGAAGUCUCUGAAGAAACUCCCCUCGGCACUUCAAAGCAGCCAAAAGAACCAAAGAGUUUGAAUGUCGUCAAUGCGGAACAUGAUCCACGGUCAUCGCCUUACCUUCACGUAAACCGCCUAGAUGAAGACAUAGACCAGAACAUCGAAAGCGGACGUCGAUCCAGAGCCACCACCAAUACUGAUAAAGACAAAGUCUUAUCCGGUGAAAACAUUGAAAGUAGCGCAGACGACGGUCCAGAGGCUUUAUGUCAGCACUUCAAGAGGUCUCUGUCCAACAACAAAGUUCGUGUCCAUUUCGUUGGUGCUUGGGACACCGUGUCAUCAGUUGGCAUUUUGAGAGGAGAAUGUCUCCCAGAAACGACCUCUGGAAUGACACACGUAUGCGCGUUCCGACAUGCACUCGCUCUCGAUGAAUUGAGAGUGAAGUUUCUGCCCGAGUAUGCCAACGGCGGGUCGGGUCCUCUGAUGAACGACUUUCAACAACCUGAUCCACUCCUUUUGCCUUCUUGGGAACUCUUCGGUCUCAAGAUUGCAGGCCUUGUAUUUGCACGACCACAUGCAAGAGUCAAUCCAACCACAGAUACCCAAAGGGCAAAGGGUGGCAAUGUCAAAGAGGUGUGGUUUGCCGGUUCACAUUCUGAUAUUGGAGGGGGAAACGUGAAAAAUCUAAAACUCAAUCAAUUCGGCCCUUCUCUUCGAUGGAUGACAUACGAAGCUCUUACUUGGGGCCUCAAAAUGAACCCAUUCGACCAGAAAUGGGCACCGCUCUCUCCGAAAUCAUCUAUGAACUGGAAGUGGAAUAUUCUUGAAAACCUUCCCAUUCUACGGCUUUCUUAUCAGAACUCUAAUGCCGUUACACGAAGACCUCAUCGUCAAAGCCCGCGUUUGAUUUUACCGGGCCAAUUAAUCCACGAAUCCGUCUAUGAACUCAUUAAAUCGACUUCUAACGCUCAGCCACCGUCAAAGCCAUACCUUCCGAUGGCCUUACUUCCAGGUGGCAAAAAGUGGGCAUCGGGUCAGGCACCAGAAGACAAUAUCAUCGAGAAAGACCCAUACCUCCAACCUGAUCGCAUCUUGGAAGCGAUCAAGGAGAAGCGACACACCCCGGCAGAUUUUGAUGUCCUACUCACUUUGUCAUCGACUGCGAUCGGCCAAAGGUCUAUCCGAGAGCGCCCUGAAGCUGAAGAAACUUUGGCCUCUGUUCUUGCGUCUCAAACUUCCAAUGACAAGGACGAAAAGGACAUAAUACAUACGAUAUCAAGAAUUUUAGAUCGGUGCUUCAAUAUGAUUCCUGUGGAAUUCAUCUCGGAAAGCAAAAAUCCAUAUUCACUCCAGUCAUCGGUCUGGGAAACGUUGGACAAGCUAUACCCAGAGGGAUCAUCUACCAACCAAUCAACCAGACUGGCCAUAGUCAAACAAACCAUUAGUUUACAUAUGGCGGCUUUAGAGGCCAGUCCUCAACCACCAAGGCAUAUUCAAAUCGCAUCCAUCAAGGAAUUGGUCCUCAGCUUUCUAAACCUACUCGUCCUUACGAUACCGGAUGGCGCCGAAGCAUCCCACAGGCAAUGGCUAUACAGCCUGUACAAAGAAGGUCUUCGAUUCGACAAUAUAUCGUAUAAGAAGCGAUUUUCUCUUAUCGAAUGCCUGGCAGGCGAGAUUCAGGACCGAUUUGAAAUGGGUCAAGACAACUAUCUUAACGAGAGAGUGUUGCUAUUCAAACGUAUCUUCGACCUCAGACCUCCGGAUCAGGGCAGGCAGGAGGAUUACCUUCUUGGUUUGCUUCCUACGUUGUAUCAACGUUUUGAAGCAACGUCCAGGCUGGAAGACAUCGAUGAGAUUGUAUCGUUCAACCCAGAUAUUCUUCGACUCCUCUCCGAUCCAGACCAUUAUCCUGCAGUUGGUACCCUGGUUGCCGUUCUAGCGUUAUCUUAUCUUGCAUUGUUCAAAACCACAGGCGACCUACAUCACAUCGACGAGGCAGCUAUGCUCCUCAAGGAAAGUAUAUCCAAUUGUGGUCACACAGAUUCGAAUUUGCCGUAUCUUCUUGAUCUGCAUGGAUAUUCUUUCCAUCUUCGAUUCCAACAAACUGGUCAUCACAUUUAUCUCGACAAAGCAGACAAUGCCUAUCGUAGUGCUCUCGAAAUACGCCAUACAUUGGAACCUCAAGGAACUUAUCCUUCUAUUGAGUUGGCAGCGGUACUAUGCGACCGAUAUAAACUUUCUCGGCACCAGAAAUUUCUAGACGAUGCCAUUCAGUAUUGCCGUGACUCUCUUGCACUCUGUUCCUCGCGUCCCAGACAACGCGAUGGACCCGCCUUUAUUUUAGCAGAAGCAUUGAUGGCUCGCUAUAAAGUUUUAGGAAAACCUCAAGAUCUGGAAGAUGCAAUUUCAUUGUAUCAGGAAGCUCUUGAUCUCAAUCCACCGCCUUAUUUUCGCAGGGCUAUAUGCCUCAAUGCGCUGGGUGGUGCCCUCACCGCACGUUUCCAUUUAAAACAGCAACAAAAGGAUGUCGAGAGGGCGGUUGUAUUGCAUCGCGAGGCUCUGGCACAAUGUCUUUCUCGCUACUUCAAACGAGAUAGCUGUCUUAGCGGACUGGCAGCUGCGUUGACGGGCCAUUUCAUAAUUUCUGGCGAGAAGUCUGAUUUAGAGGAAGCAAUUUCUCAUUAUCAAAAUGCCCUAGACCUUCUCCCGUCCCACCAUUUUAUGCGGUCAGAAUACCUCUUCGGUUUGGCGAAUACCCAUUUCUCUCUGUUCAAGGCGACAAAGCAAACUGAUAGGCUCAAUGAGGCGAUCACACUCUAUAGGGGUGCACUAAAGGAUCUUCCUCCUUCGCAUAUUGACCGAGCAGACCUCCUCUAUGAUCUUGCAAUUGCUCUGCAAAAUUACGACGGUGUAUAUCUUUCGGCAACUCAUAGUGAUUCAACGCAUAAGGCUCAAAGAGGAAGAUCUUCAAUUUACGGUGAUGAAGUCAUUUUAUUGCUCAAAGAAUCGCUUCAACUCCGCCGUUUGUCUCAUCAUGGACGUGCCAAUACUCUUAGACAUCUGAUUUCAGCUCUUUUAUCAAAGUCCGGGGGAAAGAAUAUCAGAGAGAUACUCUCGUAUUGGGACGAGCUGACGAUUCGUCACCCUCUCCUCUUCCCAACCUCACAUCUUGAACGUCGAGAGCUUGAUAUGCUGAUUUCGUUGCUCAAACUUGACCUCGAGAAAUCUCCUGCACACCAUGAACGACUGAAACUUCUCCGGUCUCUCUGGUGUGCGUUCCUCUUUCGAUUUGGGAAAAGCAGCUCCCAAGAAGACCUCGUUGAGGCAUUCAUGUAUCAUAAGGAGCUGAUUCGCCUACAGCCCCCCAUGGUCCCACUCAUCCCGGACCCAAUCUCAGCCAACAUUAUUCCAAAUCUUCUUUGA
Messenger RNA from Psilocybe cubensis, 3939 nucleotides. RefSeq lists its product as uncharacterized. The transcript is spliced from 11 exons. Gene Ontology annotation, molecular function: protein binding. The record is from RefSeq and is a predicted model, not a curated record. Bases 1 to 3939 code for a protein of 1312 amino acids. Lineage: Eukaryota; Fungi; Basidiomycota; Agaricomycetes; Agaricales; Agrocybaceae.